Messenger RNA from Cuscuta epithymum, 1710 nucleotides. The record is from the annotation of a GenBank genome assembly. Lineage: Eukaryota; Viridiplantae; Streptophyta; Magnoliopsida; Solanales; Convolvulaceae.
CUAAAUUUCACAAUACCAUACACAGACAUUCUACUUUCAAGCUUCAUCUCUUGCAAGUCAACACGACUCCAAUAUAUAGUCUUUUCCACUUACGGCGUCUGAUCUAACAUCAAUCUCUCACUCUGUACCCUUCUCUCGUCUCCCCUGCCACCGGCGGCCACGUCGGCGUCACAUAUUCCGUCUACUUCUUAUACCCCAAAGCUUUUGCUUUAUACAUAUGCUUAACGAGGUUCGAUCAGAUUAAAUUUUACUUAUUACAGUAAUACUAGAAAUGGCAAUGAUGGUAGAGAACUGUGAAGGAUUAAUGGUGUACGUUGACUCUCAGAAGACAGUCCCGGCCCCCUUUCUCUCCAAAACUUACCAACUCGUCGACGACCCCGCCACCGACCAUAUAGUCUCUUGGGGAGAAGACGAGACCACCUUUGUCGUGUGGCGGCCGCCGGAGUUCGCCCGGGACCUCCUCCCUAACUAUUUCAAGCACAACAACUUCUCCUCCUUUGUCCGGCAGCUCAAUACUUACGAAGAUAGUACCGGACAGGUGGGAGUUUGCGAACGAGUUCUUCAGAAGAGGGGAGAAGCACUUGCUGGGCGAGAUCCACCGGAGAAGGACUUGCGUCCCGCCGCAAUCCGCCGUCAACCACCACCACCUCAACUGCCCGAUCACCGGCUCGGGAUGCUCUCCUACUUAUACAUGCCGGCAGAGCAUUUCGUCGCCGUCGGAAUCAGACGAACAGCAGUUUACCACACCGCCGCCGCCGAAAUGCAUCAACAACAACAGUUGGUGUUGUGACUCGCCCGUAUCGGCGGCGUUCUCCCCCGGCAGGUCAGUGAUGGCGGCGCUGUCGGAGGAUAACGAGAGGCUGAGGAGGAGCAACCACAUGCUAAUGUCGGAGCUAGCUCAUAUGAAGAAGCUUUACAAUGACAUAAUAUAUUUUGUUCAGAACCAUGUCAAGCCGGUAACUCCGAGUAACAACGUUGCUCCCGCUUGGUUCUCUCCAUCUCCACCGCCGCCUGCGGCGGCGGGUGAAAGCCGGAAGCCUCUGUGCCAUCUCAUCAGCUAUCAUCAUCAACAACCCGUGAAUCGCCAUCCUAAUAUAGGCCAAGGCAGAAUUAAUAUUGACAAUAUCGCCGCCACUCCGGCAAUGCGUAGCGGCGGCGGCGGCGGGGUAACAUCUUUUGUUGACGUGGCGGAGCAGAGUGACUUGGGAAUAACGAAGCUAUUUGGGGUCCCACUAGAGUCAAAGGUCAAAAGAGUCAACCCAGAUCAUCAUCAGUAUUCUACUCACAAUUUCAAAGCUCGACGGCAAAUGCUCUCGGGAAAUGGCGAAGACGACUUGGGGUUGAAUCUGAAACCACCUUCUUCGUGUUUUUUGGACAACUAAUUGUAUAAUUAACUGCCACCAAGUCACUUCUUAAUCACUUACUUAAUUCCUCCCUGCAAAAAGCAUCGAAGUUUCCAAUUUUUGUGCAUUUCUGGUUUGAAUCAACCAUUAGGGUCUCCCGCUCCUUUUCGAGUCUAAUUAAUGAAGAGAUUUUGAGAUGUUUUGUUUGGACUUUUUGGUGCAUGCAACAUGUAAAUUGAACAUAUGAGAACUAUUUAAAAAAUUGUCCGAAAUUGAAUUAAAACAUGGUGAGGUACCCAUUUGAAAAAUUGGGUAUACUUAUCAUUGACUUGAUUGGUCUAAAUCAUUAUAUCAUUUUUUAAUUUUG